This is a messenger RNA of Myzus persicae (green peach aphid), 8218 nucleotides long. Its product is annotated as cadherin-23. Gene Ontology annotation, cellular component: plasma membrane; cell-cell junction. Gene Ontology annotation, molecular function: calcium ion binding. The coding region runs from base 449 to 6085 and encodes 1878 amino acids. NCBI's taxonomy places the organism in Eukaryota, Metazoa, Arthropoda, Insecta, Hemiptera, Aphididae. The record is from RefSeq and is a predicted model, not a curated record. Gene Ontology annotation, biological process: homophilic cell-cell adhesion. The transcript has 29 exons.
UACGUUCGAGUUCAUCACCGUUCCCCGGCCGCUGACUUUGAAGUCUGCACAGUCUCGCUAGUCGCUGGCCUCAGUCUCACGCCGCACGCGUUUUCCGGCCGUCGCACGUUUCCUCCCGCGUUGAUUAUGAUAUUUUUCCAGUGCACCGACAAUUGGUUCGUCAGCUUCCUGUGCUUGUGCGGUUGUCUGCAGUGACAAUAUUCGUCAAUAAUAAUAUAAUAAUAUAUCGAUAUCAUCGUAUUAACUCUACACGGGCACAGUCGACUGGCUUGCGACGCUCGAAACUAACGAGCAGUUGAUAAUAUAUUUUUCCGCGGAGCUUUAUGUCCUGUUGCAGCUGACAGACCGUGGAUUAUACCUACAACAGAUAUGAAAACCGACAAGGUUUAAUCGUAAUAACAUGCCAAGUUGAAAAACGGCAAAUAAUGUCAUCGACCGAGGACGAAAUAUGGUUGUCUAUCGGAAUGGUUGGAAAAUAUAUUGGUUGUUAGUAGUGAUAUUAGUGCAGUUUUCUACUGCCAACAAGCCCCCACAAUUUGUCACUGACUGGCAAACCGAAAUUAUUGUUCGGCUGAAAGAGGGUCCUGAAACUCCUAUCGGGAGUCUCAUUUAUCGAGUUCGUGGUAUUGAUCCCGAUGCUGACAAAUUAAUUUUUGGUGUCCGAGAGCCAGGCGAUAAAGUUAUUAGAGUUGAAAAUUUUGGCAGAAGUGAAGCUAAUAUUUAUCUAAAAAUUGAAUUAGAUCGUGAGACCAAAGAUGAAUAUUCACUAGUGUUGACAUUGACUGAUGGUCACUUGGGAGAUGGAAAUUUCAUUACUCAGAGUUUUCUAUUAAUUGUGGAUGAUAUAAAUGACAAUGCACCUAUAUUUAAGCCAUAUCAAAACACAAUAUUUGUACCAGAGGACAGUCCGCCCACGGUGAUUGCAACGGUUGAGGCCACCGAUGCAGAUGAAGGCCCAUAUGGACAGGUGGUUUAUCAUUUACAAGACUCGGAUUCAAUAGAAAGUAGUUUAUUUUCUAUAUCUACUGUAAAUGGCCAAGGCGUAAUACGCCUCGUGGGAAGCUUGGAUUAUGAAAAAACAUCACUGCAUCAAUUGAAAAUUUUAGCUAUUGAUCGUGCAACCGUUGAAAAGAGGAAAACCGGCACAGCUGCCAUAUUUGUUAAAGUUCAAGAUGUCGAAGAUCAACCUCCUGAGUUCGUUGUUGUAACACCGGUAGCAAGAGUAAGCGAAGAUGCACCACCAGGGACAUCAAUAAUUCAAGUGAAAGCAAUUGAUGGAGAUCGUGGUAUAGAUAACCGCAUUGUGUAUUCAAUUACACGUGGGGGCAAUGGAAUGUUACAAGUUGAACCAAAUUCUGGUAUUGUCUACACAACGAACGUUUUGGAUCGGGAGGAUCCACUUAUUAUUAAAACUGGUGCCAUUAUUAUUGAGAUUAUGGCCACUGAAGACUCAAAGAACGUGUUCCCUAAUCCUUCAACAAAAACAGAAGUCACCGUAAUCGUUACGGACGUAAAUGAUGAAACGCCAACAUUUCGUAGUCCUCAAUAUAUUGCCGAAGUUAACGAAAAUGCCCAACAAAAUACCCCCGUGAAUUUUAUUGGAGACUCAAUACCCCAAGUGUAUGAUUACGAUCAAGGUAAAAAUGGAACGUUCCGUCUACGAAUCCAACAAGGACGAAUUGGAUACUUCGAUAUUACACCUUCCGAAGGAAUAAACGAAGCGUCAUUUCUGAUACGUGUGAAUAGGACAGCUGAUUUAGACUAUGAACUUGUUAAGGUUAUUAACUUUACAAUCGUCGCCAUUGAAACAAUAGCUAAAAAUCCAAAAUAUAGUGUUGUGCCUGUUUCUGUUUAUAUUCGAGAUGUUAAUGAUAACUACCCAGAGUUUUCACGUCCUAUUUAUGAAGUUUUUGUUUCUGAAAAUUCUGUAUCGGGUAAAACUAUUGGGAAAGUUGAAGCCACCGAUAAAGAUUCUGGUGUCUUUGGAACAAGCGGUAUACGAUAUACAAGUAUAAGAGGAAGUUGCGCAGAUUUUCUUAAACUAAAUGCGGAAUCUGGAGAAAUUAUAAUAAAAUCAGACAGACCUGUAUUUGAUCGAGAACAAAUAUCUAAACACUUUUUAACAAUCGAAGCAAGGGAUGAUUUAGGUUUAGGAAAUAGAAAUUCUGUUCAGUUGAUUAUUAACGUGGAAGAUGUUAAUGAUAAUUCACCGCGAUUUCUUUCUUCUAAGUAUGAAACACGACUUAAAGAAAAUCAUCUGAUCUUCGAAUCACCUGUGACCGUGGAAGCAAGAGAUUUAGAUUUAAAUGGCACUAAAAAUUCGGAAAUAUCAUAUCGCAUAUUGCAUUCUGACUAUCCGGUUGAAUGUUUUUCAAUUGACUCCGUUACGGGCGUUCUAAAACCUAUAAGGCCAGUAGACUUUGAAAAGCUACAAAAUCGAAAGAGUACUAACAAUAUUAACGGAAAUCUAAGACCAAUCAACUUGGUGAUCCAAGCACAAGAUCACGGUUUGCCAUCGCUUUCCGAUGAAACUCAUGUAGUUGUAUACGUAGAAGAUGUUAAUGAUUUUGGACCAACAUUUGAAAGCAGCAGUUAUGAAACAAUUAUUUCUGAAGAUUUAGUUGGCGGCAGCACUGUAUUAGAGGUAAAUGCUUGGGAUGAAGAUGGAUCUGCUCCAAACAACAUUGUAGUGUACAGACUUAGUAGUGGAGCAGAAGAUAAAUUUGUGAUCGAUGCAUAUUCAGGUGUGAUAAAAGUUGCACAUGGGGCAUCUUUGGACCCAGACAAAACUCAACCAAAGACAUAUGCAUACUAUUUAGAAGUAGUGGCAAUUGAUGGAGGAAUUGGAGACCAACAACUCAGUUCUAUUGUAAACGUAACAAUUAAAAUUCAAGAUGUAAAUAAUAAGCCCCCAUUUUUCAAAGAAAUGGAACCGGUUCACGUGAAAGAAAACGAAUUGGUUGGUAGUGUAAUUAAGAAAGUUGAAGCAGAAGAUCCAGAUGCGAAACCGGUAUUGAGGUAUAAAAUCGAUGUGAACGCUUCAGAAGCUAGAAAUGAAGAUGGAGUUAUCAUUAGACCGACAGAUUAUGAUUGGCCAUCGGCAUUUGCUUUAAACCCCGUAGAUGGUUAUCUAAGAGUGGGCAAGCUACUUGACAGAGAAAAAGUUGAAACUAUCCGGUUAGCACUCGUAGUAGAAGACAUUGCUGCAGUUAAUGGCAAACAAAUUGUUCAAACUAUUUUAAUUGUCCAUGUCGAUGACGAAAACGAUAAUGACCCAGUGUUCCGUCAAAAGUUUUAUAAAAGAACUGUGAUGGAAAAUAGCCAACCUGGUGUACCUAUUAUCACCGUGAUGGCAGACGAUGCCGAUAAAAACAGAACAAUCCAUUAUUCGAUAGAAGAUUCGUCAAUGGAUGCCACAGAUUUAAUUAGACUAGAUCCCGAGUCUGGGGAAAUUGUCGUAGCUGGUCGUAUCGAUCACGAGCAAGUACAUUGGAUAAAUGUUAGUGUUCGAGCAUCGGACAGCGGAGUUCCAGCUCGGUAUUCGUUUGCAGACGUUAUUUUACGUGUAAUCGAUGAAAACGAUAACAAUCCAUAUUUUAUUGAAGAUACACCCACCAACAUAACAAUUCCAGAAAACACGCCAAUCGGAUCGUCGGUAGCUAUAAUUACAGCAAUGGACGCAGAUUCCGGCGAUUUUGGUAAAAUAACAUACUUAUUAGAUCGUCUAUCAUCACAGGGUAAAUUUACAAUUGAUACAAAUAACGGAGUAUUGAAAGUAGCUGAUACGUUGGAUAGAGAACAGACGAGUACCUAUAAUUUAAUUGUCGAGGCAUGGGAUAAUUAUCAGUUCGGAUACAUUUCCGGCGAAAGUCGGAACGCCUUCAAACAAAUUAUGGUGACGGUUUCCGAUAUAAACGACAACGCUCCGUUGUUCGACCAUUUACCUUCCGAGUGCGUUGUUGUCACAGAGUUUCAUACCAUUGGUGAUAUGAUUUUAUUAAUAAAAGCUACAGAUGCAGAUGAUCCGACCACGGUUAAUGGUCGAAUAAUGUUUUCUAUCGAAGAUGGAAAUGAAAGAGAGUUAUUCGGUUUACAUAAUGUUGAUUAUUGGUCUGGUCGCUUAUAUACAACUUCGUCGUUGAAAAACCUCUAUGGAAAUUACAGCCUCCUUAUUCGAGCACAGGAUGGUGGUGAUCCUCAAAAAUCAAGUUUAGCCACCGUGAACGUUUGUGUCACAGAUGUCAAUGACAAUGCACCCCGUUUCGUGUCGCCUCCAUACAAUGUAACCGUUAGGUUGCUUCAAAAUAUGACAAUUGGAAGCCCGGUAAUUACAGUGAAAGCUAUUGAUGACGAUGUCGGCCAAAAUGCAGAAGUUAGGUAUCGUUUUAAACAGGAUCUAAUGGGUGAUUGGAAGACAUUUUUGGUGGACGAGAUAACCGGAUUAAUCACAUUAAAAAAAUCAUUGAACAAAGAAAUCCAAAAAACCUACCAGAUUCGUAUAGAAGCUUAUGAUCUUGGUACACCAACACCCCUAUCGUCUGAUUUAGAACUUACAAUUCACGUGCGGAGUACUAAUGACUUUCAACCUAGAUUCUUAAUUGAUGAAAUCACCGUAAAUUUCACUGAACAUCGUGAACCAGGAUCUGAAUAUUGGCAGCUUAUUGAUACAGUUGAUCGAGAGGAAUUAAACGAUUUAGAAAAAACACCACCUCCAGUUUGUUACUAUGUGAUAUCUGGAAACGAUGAAAACCGAUUUAUUGUUGAACCUCUUAACCAUAGGAUUUCUGUUGCUUCUGAACUCGAUCGUGAAGUUAAAGAAACCUAUGAACUACUUGUGAAAGCUAGCGAAGAUUGUUUGCACUCUCCGCCACCGAGUCAGGGUUUUAUUCAAGAUGAUGAUAGUUUACUUAAAGUUUUGGUUUUUGUUAACGAUAUAAAUGACAACGCACCGGAAUUUGUGAAAAGAGUAUUUACGGGUGGCGUGACUACAGAAGCAGAUUUUGGCGCAGAGUUUAUGCAAAUAAAGGCAAUCGAUGCGGAUAAAGGAAACAAUGCUGAAUUGUCAUACUACAUUGUUCCUGGUUCUUUGGAAGUAUCACUAGCAGAAGGACUGGAUAGCAUACAAUAUCCCCCAUUUUUGGUGGACAUAGCUACGGGAGCAAUAUAUUUAAAUUUUGAUCCUCAAAAGGGAAUGAAAGGUUACUUUGAUUUUCAAGUGGUAGUUAAUGACACCGGUGGGUUAUAUGAUACGGCACGAGUACUCAUAUAUUUGUUGCGCGAAGACCAGAGAGUCAGGUUCGUCGUGCGACAAAAUCCAUCGCAACUACGGGAGAAAGUUGAAAUAUUUAGAGAAAUCUUAGGAAACGUUACUGGAGCUGUAGUUAACGUUGAUGAGUACAAAGUUCACGAAACCCAAGACGGGAGAGUAGACAAAACAAGAUCGGACAUGUACUUACAUUUCGUCGAUCAUCAAGAUAAUUCCAUCAUGGAAGUUCCACAUGUGUUGCGGAUUAUAGAUGAAAACAUCGAGCAUCUAGAUUCGUUAUUUAAAGAGUUCAACGUACUCGAUACACAAGCAGCUGAGCCGGAACCACUGCGUCGAGCUUCAAUGAAAGAUGACAAUGUGAUUUGGAUGUGGUUGGUCGGAACCACUUUUUUCUUGGGGUUACUAUUAAUAGUCGUCGUAUCCAUUUGCCUGUCCCAACGUUCGAACUAUCGUAGACAACUGAAAGCGGCCACUAUAAACGCAUUCGACCCUAGAACUCCAGAUCAUGUUAAUUCAGCCGCAAUCGGUGGACGCGUACCGAAUACGAACAUGCACAGUGUGGCAGGAUCAAAUCCUAUGUGGAUGCAGGCGUAUGAAAACGAAUGGUACAAAGACAGAGAGACUUUAAGUCAAACGUCGGAGCGCGACUCUUUGGACGACAACACAACCACUAGUACGACGUCGCCUCAGCCAAUAGAGCGAUCAACGACUACAUUAUUUAUCAAAAGUAACGAGUGUAACAUACACACGGACAGUACUGACGACUAUUACGAACGGACUAGAAUCACCGUGAAGAACCUGGAAACUACAGAAUUAUGACAUUAGAUUGAACAAGUACGGUUAGGCAACUUCAGUUGGAGACCGCCAACAUUCCACCAAGCUCAAGACACGGCGGCCCGGCCGGAGAAUAUACCUAUAGGCUACAACGAUUAGCGAUGUAUUUUUUUUAAUUUUAUACAAAAUAAACCUAAUGUAUAAAAUAUAUAUUUAGUGAUAAGGCUGAUUCCAGAUCUUUAUGUAUUCUAUAGAAUGGGCAAACUGCAAUACUGUUGAACGAUAACUAUAGUCUUAAGAGAAUAACGGAUCGUCAAAAUAUUAUGUUCUCUUGAGAAAACUCAUUAUUUAUAGGUUUAAUAAUUAUAUGAUAUUGUUAAACAAUUAUUUUGAGACAAGUCCCAAUACUGUGCCUACCUUUGAAUUACCAACUACUUAUUUAUUGUUAUAUUGUUAUUAAGGAUAUUAUUUCAAACGGUUCGUUUUUAAGGAGUUUAAUAUAGGCAAUAUAAAGUAGAAGUGUGAGAGAGUAGUUGAUUGUGUGUUUUAAAACUUAAAAUAAUCAUUAGUGUGCGUAUGAGAACGUGCAACUAUCAUGCACAUACACACAGCAUUUUUUUUUGCUGAACGAAUAAAUAUAAUAUAUACCUACUUUUCAUCAAUCAUACAGUUUGAUCCUUUUAUCAGAAGACUUCUAAAAACAAAUUGUCAUUCGUUAAUUGUCUUUAUUAGGGCUAUAAGGACUUCUGAAAAGCUGUAGAAAAAUCUGGCUGAUGACAAUUAAUUAAUUUAAUAACACAAGAGGGUUAUGUUUAAAAUUGUAUUUGCAUAUUUUUACACAUUUUGUCGUUAUUGCAUAAAGAUGCAUAAUGCAUUUUUAAGUAUAUCUGACAAAGUAAAUGCAAAUGUGAGUAUGAAGUAAACUUUGGUUGUCCGUCAUAAUUUAUUUGCUGUUGCUGCGUGUUGGUUGAUUAUAGAGUAAUUAUUUUUUCAAGUUUUUAUCAAUUAAUUAAAAUUAUAUUUUUUCACAUAAAUUUUGUACAAAAGUUGGACCAACACCUUCCACAUAAAUUUCGGUAAACUUCGUGAGAUAUUCCUACUUGGAAAAAUAGUAUUGCUUUAUUAGUUUGAUUGUUAUGAAUGUAGUAUUGAAAAAAUAUAGGUAUGUAUGGGUACAAAGUUAUGCCCAUUUGAAAUCUCUUAAAAUAAUGUUAAUUGGGUAAAUUAAAUUAGUUUUAACUUAGAUAAAAUUGUACACCUUUAUGAAAUUCAAAACACUGUAAACAGUAAUCCCAAAUUCAAUAGGUUAAAGCAUUUAGUAAUGUCCGAGUUUCAGUUUAAGUAAAAAAUGUUUUCCUCUGACAAACCAUUUGAAGCCAUAAGCACAAUACUAUAUUAGACUAUAACCAUUCUAUAAGCACGUUUGUCAUAAACCGUAUGUUUUACGGUUAGUUUUAACUAUUACUAGUUAUUAGAAUAUUUUUUAUUGUUGUUAAUGAACAUAAUAUCCAAAUAAUCAUUGUGUGAAUACCACGGACGAUACUACUUGACCAUUUUCAUAGGCGGAAAUCUGGUAAAAUUAUUAGGUGUGGGGGAAGGGGCAAUCGGCAAAAAAUAAUACCUCUAUAAUAAUAUGAUAAAAAAUUUGUUUUUAAAUUAGCGAUUUUCGCUAUUUCUCGCUCAAAGAAUAUUAUUAAAAUUUAAUAAUAAAUAAAAUGGUACUUAAUUAAUGAAUUAACCAUCUGUGAAUACAAAGGAAAUCAAUAUCUCGAAAAUGUGGAAACUAUUUUAUAUACAUCAAAAUAAUGAAAAUGUAUAAAAUAUUGAAUUUAAAGCAUUUGAGUUUAUGUACUUAUAUAAAUAAUUUUACAUAGAAUAUCCAAAAAUUCAAGCACCUCUAAUGCGGGAGGAAAUACUACGUAAUUUAAUUUAUUUUUGAGUGAACUAUAGCGAGUGCACGUGAUUUACGGAACUGUUAAAAAAUAAGAAAUUUUUUGUUCAACCAAACAUUUAUUUGAAUAUUUAAAUACAUUUAGUUAUUAUUUUUUAAAUAAAUCUAUCUAUUGAUCACCGUUUUCCGUGGCCAAGAUUCAUAAAUCUAAAAUGUUUAAAUUAUUUACCAAUCGUUUUAGAAGGGUAGGAUGACUUUUUAUUGAGAGGGGGGCUGCCCCCCCCCCC